Molecule: messenger RNA, 866 nt
Organism: Trichoplusia ni (cabbage looper)
Lineage: Eukaryota; Metazoa; Arthropoda; Insecta; Lepidoptera; Noctuidae
Exons: 2
Coding region: 381-695 (104 amino acids)
Source: RefSeq, a predicted model, not a curated record
CGAGAUGUUCAGUAGAAACGCAGCGAGCAGAAACACUGACAACAUACGUAGCGAUAAAUUAGCCAUAUUUUUUAACUAAACCUACUAUAAAUAAAUAAAUUUAAUCUAAAACGGGAAAAAUCCCUCAAAACGUGAUAUCAAAAAUGAACGUAAAUAUAUACAAAUGACAUUAGUAAAAUGAUUGCAAACUAUUUUUCCUCCAUGGCUGCGUAAACAAAACUUUGAAUCUUUCUUCAAUAAAUCCUGGCCAAUUUUUAUCUAAAACUGUGUUGAUAAGAUUUUAUAAAAAAGCAAUUCAUUCCGUCACAAUUGCAAUGACAUUUUGGGAUCAUCGUGUAUGUAUGUUCGCGUAACAUUUUUUGCAAAAUUUAUAUUGAAAGAUGCCGAAAUACUAUAGGUUUAGAGCGACGACGCCAACUCGGAAACCAAAACGAAGCAAGGAUAAGGAAAAGGAGCGGGAAUUGGAGAAAACUAAAUUCGAGGCCGAGCGAAGUUGGCUUGAUUUGACAUUAGCCUGCACACCGGCGCCAUCUUGGUAUUUGCGCCGCACAUCAUGGCGCGAAAGCCCGCCGCUGAUGGGCCUCCCCCGACAGCUCGCCGCCGGACUCCGCGCCUCCCUCCAGCUCAGUAACCGACCUAUCUUUGUGUUUAAAAUUCCCGCAGUUCGCUCCCAGGACGUCAUGCGCCCGUUUUAAAUCAAAACCAUUGUAAACGUAAAUUUUCCCGCGUUUUAGUUUGUCGUUUAAACUUAACCCAGAUUUUUUUUUCUUUGCGGUCAAGUGCAAGUGGUGUGCUUAUAAUUUUUUUCGUGUGACAACAAAAUACUUUUCAUAUUUUUCGAUGGUUAAUACAUUGAGGAAAAUGCA